CGAGUGUGCCGCAGAAAACGCUGACGCAGCAGCUUCGCGCAAUGGCGGAGGUCGACUUCUAGAACUCCACGUUGUUUCAGAAGAAAGGAGCAAAGCAACGUUGCUCAUUGAAAAGCUUUUCGGCCUUUGCAAGGGCAGCAUUUUGUUGGGAGGGGAAGGGGCAGUGCUUGCGCAGAGAAGUUGUUUUUCGCCCCAUACGGAGUCUGCUCGGUUUUUUGUUGAAGUGCGGCGGUGGUGGAUAGGUCACUGGUAGUUGAAGAGAACUUGUUUGGUUUUCUGGAUUGAAUCUUAUCAGCGGAUUUCUUGCCAGCUUUUGGAGACAUGGCAAUGAGCAGUCAAGCAAUCCUGCGGUCGUCUGCUCAGACAUUCUCCGGCGCUCUGUCAAGGAACCAGUCGUGUUCCUGCAGCGAUCAAACAGGGGCAGCAUUCCUGCGGACUCCUCCAGGCGCGGGGGUGCACAAAAGGGGUCUAAGGCCCUCCUCCAGAUUGGAAAAAAUUCGAAGGGUAGAGGUUUUUGGGUUUGAUGGGGUGGCUCGCACUGCAAGAAUAGAAAAGAGGCAGGGGGGUCAAAUACGUGCAGCUGUGGCAACAGAGGAAGCUCCACCUUCCACAGAUUCUCAAGAUGGUGAUGUCGUGGAGAAUCUGGUGAUCAUAGGAUCUGGUCCGGCUGGUUACACAGCCGCCAUUUAUGCCGGGCGUGCUAAUCUCAAGCCGGUUAUGUUCGAAGGAUAUCAGGUGGGAGGGUCGCCGGGGGGGCAGCUUAUGACAACCACUGAGGUGGAAAAUUUUCCGGGUUUUCCGGAGGGCAUUACUGGUCCAGAUCUGAUGGACAGGAUGAGGAAACAAUCCGAGCGGUGGGGGGCGGAGCUUUACACAGAGGAUGUGGAGCAUGUAGACAUCACACAGCGACCAUUCACAAUACGGAGUAGCGAGCGGGAGGUCAAAGCAAACUCCAUCAUCAUUGCAACGGGCGCCACCGCCAAACGGCUCGGUCUCCCUAGAGAACACGAGUUCUGGUCGCGGGGCAUCAGCGCUUGUGCGAUUUGCGACGGGGCCAGCCCCAUAUUCAAGGGGCAGGAUUUGGCUGUAGUUGGUGGGGGGGAUACUGCGGCAGAGGAAACAAUCUACCUGACAAAGUAUGCUCGGCACGUGCAUCUGCUCGUGAGGAAGUCACAGAUGAAGGCGAGCAAGGCUAUGCAAGACAAGGUCUUCGGCAACCCAAAUAUCACAGUGCAUCUCAACACGGAGGCUGUGGAUGUCAUUUCCAAUAGCAAGGGGCAGAUGGAGGGGCUCUUAUUAAACAAAGACGGAAAGGAGGAGAAGCUACAGGUACGAGGCCUCUUCUACGGCAUCGGCCACUCGCCAAACAGCUCGCUGUUUCACGGGCAACUAGAGCUGGACGACGCGGGCUACGUGGUGGUCUCGGAAGGCGGCCAGACGAGCGUUGAGGGCGUGUAUGCGGCGGGCGAUCUGCAGGACCACGAGUACCGGCAAGCGAUCACGGCGGCGGGGUCUGGGUGCAUGGCGGCGCUGAUGGCGGAGCGGUACCUGACGGCGAAUAACCUGGUUCGAGAGUUCCAUCAGAAGGCAGCCGCCGAAGACGUGCAGCCCAAGAAGGAGUUCACGGAGAAGGACAUUGAAGAGAAGUUCGACCUUUCGUCCGCGAAGCACCGAGGCCAGUACGCGCUCCGGAAGCUGUACCACGAGAGCGACCGGCUGAUCGGCGUCCUCUACACGUCGCCGACCUGCGGGCCGUGCCGAUCGCUUAAGCCCAUCCUAAAUAAGGUUGUUGACGAGUUCACCAACCAGAUUCACUUCGUUGAGAUUGACAUUGAAGAGGACCCCGAGAUCGCGGAAGCUGCGGGCGUGAUGGGAACCCCGGUGGUGCACUUCUUUAAGAACAAGGCCAAACUUGGGGAGUACCAAGGGGUCCGGAUGAAGCGGGAUUACAGGUCCUUCAUUGAAGAAAACGUCAAAUAACACCCGCUGAGUAGGUAGCUGCGGGUUGGAAAGCUAGCGAUGUUGAGGUAGGGACACGAUUAGCGUCGGCCACUCCAGUGCUAUGACAGACUGUACACAUAAAUUACAUUUGAACGCGGGCGCCCUGUCGCCCAUAUGUGCACUUCGAUAUGUACAAACCUGAUGUACAGCCGCGUGUUGUGCAACCAGAGAUUUCUUCUACUU
Klebsormidium nitens is the source of this 2184-nucleotide messenger RNA. The record is from the annotation of a GenBank genome assembly. NCBI's taxonomy places the organism in Eukaryota, Viridiplantae, Streptophyta, Klebsormidiophyceae, Klebsormidiales, Klebsormidiaceae.